AUGCGUCAUCUACUCGUCCUGGCUGUCGUGGUUGCCACUUGCCUGACUGUGGUGAUCCCUCCUAUGCAAAGCAGUGUAGUCAAAUGUAUGCUAUGCAAGAUGGCAGUACAUGUGGUCUCUCCACUACUCGACGAAGGAGCUGAAAAAAUCAAACAGGAGCUCGGCAAAAAAUGCAAGGAAAUCAAGAACCCGUUUCUAAGCCUCGAAUGCGAAAACUUUAUCGAAAAACAUCUGGAUCCAAUUGUUGAAGAACUGGAGUCGGGAACGGCAGAAGAAGACGUGUGCAAGAAGAUUCAUGAGUGUUAA
This is a messenger RNA of Angiostrongylus costaricensis, 306 nucleotides long. The record is from the annotation of a GenBank genome assembly. Lineage: Eukaryota; Metazoa; Nematoda; Chromadorea; Rhabditida; Metastrongylidae.